This is a messenger RNA of Solanum verrucosum, 2062 nucleotides long. RefSeq names its product probable E3 ubiquitin-protein ligase RHG1A. Gene Ontology annotation, molecular function: ubiquitin protein ligase activity. The record is from RefSeq and is a predicted model, not a curated record. Bases 257 to 1843 code for a protein of 528 amino acids. Lineage: Eukaryota; Viridiplantae; Streptophyta; Magnoliopsida; Solanales; Solanaceae. The transcript has 6 exons.
AAACAUUGGUAGGACGGCAUUUCAGUAUUUAUCUGUUUGAGAAUUAAUUUCUCUUUCUCCAAAUCUCCACCACCUUCCCAUCUUUACAUAAUUUACACGUUUCUCUCUCUCCCCUUAUCUCUCUCUCUCUCUAAAAAGACUCUUUUUUCCCCUCAUUUGUUUCUUUGUAUUUUCUUUUUCCUUUUGUGUAAAGAAGAAGAGAAGAACAACAAGAAGGAAGAGGAACAAAUAAAAACUAAGAGGUUGUAUGUAAUCUAUGGAUGAAUAUUCAAACAAAAGAGCUGUUAAUGGCCUUUACGUUCCCAGAAGAGGUUUGAGGGACAUAGCUGACAGCAGGGAUGAAAAUGUUCAGUUGUGCUCUCGAUAUGGAUGCAGCAGCCGGCACAAAUCUAUGAAGAGCCCGCAAGUUAGAAGUACAGAGAAACCAAGACCUCUCAGGCCUUCUUUCACUUCUUCAAAUGGAAAAGAAGUUGUUGGAAGUUCAUGUAGGACAUCCUCUGUGAUGGCUAAUGCAAGAAAAUCACUGAAGGACAGGAAAGCAAAUUCUCAUGUUGGAAAUGAUCAAUCAGAAACAACUUGUUCACAUGGUGAACCUGAAGCUUCGGAACACAUGAAGUCAUCAAAAGCGCAUCAACCCCAAUUCAAUUCAGUAAUUCAAGAUACUGGAUCAAGUAAAAUUACAUUGAAAGAAGUAGGUUGCUCUAGUGGCGCUUCAAGCAGUAGACCUCGUAGAUUAUUUACUCCCAAGUAUUCCAAUCAAAAUAGUCCAGUAGGUUCGUCUGUUUCUUUGUCGUCUAAGGCCAUUGGUGCAGGGACCAGGGGCACUGCUAGUGGGGCUGGAUAUGUGCCGAGAUAUCUAAAAUGCAACUCACGAUCAGAUAUCUCUCCAAAGAGUUGUUCAACAGCAGAUUCAAGAUUUAGUAGAAGGGACAUGGUAAAAAGAAGAAAUUCAGAAGGUGAAAGCACUUCAUCCUCUAAAGGGAAGAAAGUAAGUGGGGCAUUACCAAAAGGAGGAGAUGUCAUUCGUCCAACUCGUGGUAUCUCAAUUUCCGAUUCAAGGAGUAGUAAAAACUUUGAUAUUAGGGAGGAUAAUCGUGCUGUAUCAGUGAGGACUCGCAGGUCAAUGAAUGUGCCUAGGCUUAGAGAUUCAGUACGAGAUUCGUCAUCUGGCUUUUUCCAGAAUUCACCUCAGCCUGAAUCUCCAAAUUUCAGUCUGCAGUCAUCAAGUCAAUUUUUCUCAGAUGCCUCUUCGAGUGAUUCAAGUGCUUUUAGUUUUCCUGGAAAUGAUGUUGAAGAUCUCCCAGCUGGAGUGUCUGGAACUUCUGCACAACUAGGUAUAAACCAAUUAAUGAACCGUGAUGCCUUGCAGCGAUAUAACAUGGAUGGAGUUGCUCAGGUAUUAGUGGCACUCGAAAGAAUGGAACAAGAUGAGGAAUUAACAUAUGAGCAACUACUUGUGUUGGAAACCAACUUGUUUCUUGGUGGCCUCAACUUCUACGACCAGCAUAGAGGAAUGAGGCUGGAUAUAGACAAUAUGUCCUAUGAGGAAUUAUUAGCUCUCGAGGAGAGGAUGGGGAGUGUUAGCACAGCUCUGUCAGAGGAGGCAUUGUCAAAGUGCAUCCGGAAAAGCAUUUAUCAGGCUAUGCCUUCAGAAAUAGGGGAAUUUGGAAGCGACGAGAAUGAAGAUGAGGUCAAAUGCACUAUUUGUCAGGAGGAGUAUGUGAUUGGAGAUGAAAUAGGAAGGUUGGAAUGUGAUCAUGGGUAUCAUGUGGAAUGUGUAAAACAUUGGUUGAGUCUCAAGAAUUGGUGUCCUAUAUGCAAAGCUUCAGCAGCUCCAUCUUAGCUCAAUUUGUUUCCCUAAUGUACAAAUUCAUCAAGUUGAAGGGUGGGGUGGGGGUGUUUCUGUUCAUUUUUUGAAUUCUUUGCUUUUGUAUAUAUAUACAGUUCUUGUCACAUCAAACCAAUAAACCCAUGCCAAUGCAGGCUUUGUGGUGAUAGCUGAUGAACAUUGAUAUUUAUUUCCUUCAAAAAUCCUUAUAAAAAGUGUUCUGGAAUUUACUUA